Molecule: messenger RNA, 1850 nt
Organism: Tuber melanosporum (Perigord truffle)
Lineage: Eukaryota; Fungi; Ascomycota; Pezizomycetes; Pezizales; Tuberaceae
Exons: 10
Coding region: 413-1735 (440 amino acids)
Molecular function (GO): heme binding; metal ion binding
Source: RefSeq, a predicted model, not a curated record
GUUGGCCGGGUUCAUCAAAAUGUAGGCCGGAACAAAAGUUCCGAUGGUAACCAAUAUCACGACCACCAUCUACGGGGGCCCGACGUGGUUGGCAUCAGAGAAGAUUCCAGGAUAUACCUUCUGUGAAAGAUGAAAAAUCGAAUUGGGUGCUAGAGAUUGGGGAUUUUUGUUUAUGGGGGAGGCACGGGAUUGUACGGUAGGUAUGAUAGGUAACUCGAUAUCGGAAACUUUACGUAUAAAUUGGUGGUCGUUGUCCCCCUCCCCUCAUGGUAUGAUUCAAUAUAUAGCGGUUCACUAUCAUAGUCGGUUUCUCAUUUGAAGUUUAUUUACUGUGAUCUGAUCCCUUCCUUCUUUGUCCCGGAAGCAGAAAACUAGGAUUUCUAUCUCGGUAUCGAUAUAUCGUAGCCCAACGAUGGCCCCAACCCCAACCCUUCAGCCAUUCCACGUCCUCGAGGAUACCAGGAGGGAUGACAGGACAUUGCCAGCCUUCACGGUGAGCACCACAAGAGGAUUUCUCCCUAGGGACGAACCCAUCACCGAACUCCCCCGCGAAUUCGCUGCGCUAGAUACCCUCCUCCACCGCUGCCCGAUAAGGACCGCCACGGGUGGGCCCGGCCUCCUGGCCGAAGGCCUCUUGGGCGAGGUCGUCGAGCAGGAAUUCCCGAACCUCGUCGAGCACGUAGCCAAGUACGCGAACGACCAAGCCAUGCUGACAGCGCUAUACAGAGACUACAGCUUUCUGGCGAGUUCGUAUCUACUCGAGCCGUGCCAUCACAAUAUGCUAAAGAGCGGAAGUUAUGGGCUUGGGAGGAGUGUUGUGAGUUUCCAACCGUUCAUGGAGUAUGCUGGUAGUUACGCACUCUACAAUUACCGCCUUCUAGACCCCGCGCUAGGACUGACGUACGACAACCUCGCGCCGAUCCGUGCGUUCGAGAAGGGUCUUGAUAGGACCUCGUCCGAGGCGGGGUUCGUCCUCACGCACGUUGACAUGGUGAAGGAGAGUCCCGAACUCGUCGCUGGAGCGGUAAACACUCUUAGAGGAGCGGAACACUACCUUGCGCACGGCGACAAGAAGUUAUUAACCGUGUUUUGGAAAGCAAGAAUGUGGUCCCGCUCCAAACCCGGGGAAUACGGCAACUUCCGGACGUUCAUUUUCGGAAUAACCGGACAAUCAAUGUUCCCCAAAGGCGUGAUCUACAAGGGGGUCUCCGACACGCCAUUCACCUUCCGUGGUGAAUCCGGGGCUAACGAUAGCAUGGUCCCACUAAGCGACAACCUCCUCCAAAUCUCCAUGCCGGAAACCCCCCUAACGGAUAUAUUGAAAGACUUUCGCAAGUACCGCCCGGGAAACCACAUGGAGUUCCUAUCAUGGGUCAAGUCUUCCGCAGAGCAAGUCGGGAUCAAGAAGCUCGCGCUUGAGGAUGCGGAGUCCGCUACACUCUACCUCCACGCCCUAGAUCAAGUCCGCGACUUUCGCUGGCGUCACUGGAAUUUUACGCGCGAGUACAUUAUCAAAAAGACCGCUCAUCCGACAGCGACUGGGGGGUCGCCAAUAAUUAGAUGGCUACCAAACCAACUCAACGCAGUAAUAAACGCCCAGAUGGAGGUAUUCAGGGCCCUUGAGGACCUCAACCACGCCACGCCCGCGGUCGCCGAAGUACGUGAGAAAGUCACGAAGCAAAAGGCAGACUUGACGAAAGAGGUGGAGAAAUUUUGCGCUGAGAGAGGUGUUUGAUGGGAUGGAGGCGACUUUGUUUUUGUUUUUCUUUCUUUUCUUCUUCUAUAUCUUGAAGUGUAUUUCUUUUCAGUGAAACGAACGAACGAAUUCCAUCACGACAAGUUAUCCAUCA